CGGCGGGGCGGGGCGGCCGGCAGCGCGGCUCGGUGGCUCCCCGCGGCACAGGCGGGGCCGCGGCCGCGAUGCUGCCGGCGCUGCCGGACGGCGACGAGCGGGAGCUGGAGAGCAGCGAGGAGGGCGGCGGCGCGGCCGAGGAGCGGCGGCCGGAGCGGCAUGGCUGCACCUACCACGGCCUCUAUGGCUACCGCAGGUCCGCGCCGCAGGGAGCUGCCGGCGGGGAUGCCAGUGCCGGCGGCGCCGUGGGACACACACCCUCCACCGAAGACUUUAGCCUCUCCUUGCUGGACACCAACUUACCAGCUGAAGCGGAGACGGAGUUGCGCAGUUUCAUCGCUAAGCGUCUUACUAAAGGAGCGCUGUUUGAAGGAAUGGGGAAUGUAGCAUCAGUGGGGCUGAGCAUACCAGAAGGUAAAGUUGGUUGUUACUACUGUCGUUUCCAACAAGAAAGUCUUCUGGAAAUGGCAACAUUGGAAUCAGACAUCAAUGCUCCAGAAUAUGUAGUUUGUUUCUUAGGUGGCUCAGAGAAAGGUCUGGAACUUUUCAGACUUGAGCUGGACAAAUACAUUCAAAAUCUGAAGAUAAACCUUGAUUUGGAGCAAAAAAACUUGGAGGCCUGUGUUAGCCCCUACCUGAGGAGCUGGUUUGAGGAUGCCAUCUGCCCUAUCCAGAGGGUGGUGCAGCUCUUCCAGGACAAACUUGCCUCUUUGCUACAUGCUGCUCUGAGUUACACUCCUGUAGAAGUCAAAAAUGCAGAUGAAAGAACAGAAAAGGACAUCAGCAGGUUCCUGGCAGCUGCCAGCCUCCAAGGACUUGUCCAGGAAGGCACAAUGACCUCCCUGUGCAUUGCCAUGACAGAGGAACUGCACAAGUCCAUGGUUAUAGACUGUAGUGGACCUCAGCCCCAGCUGCAUAAUGCAGGAAGCAACAGAUUCUGUGAGGACUGGAUGCAAGCUUUUGUGAAUGGUGCUGAAGGUGGAAAUCCAUUUCUCUUUCGGCAGAUUUUGGAAAACUUUAAAUUGAAGGCUAUCCAGGACAUUAACAACCUGAAGAGGUUUAUCCGCCAGGCUGAAAUGAACCACUACGCCUUGUUCAAGUGCUACCUGUUCCUAAAGAACUGUGGCAGUGGAGACAUCCUGCUGAAGAUUGUGAAAGUAGAACAUGCAGAAAUGCCAGAAGCCAGGAAUGUAGUGACCGUCCUGGAGGAAUUCAUGAAAGAAACAUCAGUGGCUUAAAAUUAUCUUAUGUAUAAAUCACUAAUUUCUUCUGUGCAAUGCAGCUAUUGCAGGAUUUUUAAUUUAUAUUUAAAAGUAUAACCCAAGUUAAACCUUAGUUGCAAUUUCACCUGCCUUUUAUUGUUUUUAGACAAAGCACUAUGAGCUUUUUUAAUGUGUAAAUAUGAGAUAAUACAAACUCCUGCAGAGUUUUCAGAUUCUCUGACUUGCUCCUGUUCUGAGGAAAUCAUGACAUUUGAUUUUUAUAGUCAUUGCAAAACCAAACCCAAAUCCUUUACCUAGCAAGCAUGUCACUGUUCUAAAUAUUUAAAUAUCUUUAAAAUAAUUUAGAUCUGGCUACUUUGUUUUAAUAAAGAAGUACGAACAUCUGGAUAGAUAUAGAUAAUGAAUUAAUCAUUUUAGUUUAGAUAAGAGAACCUAGGUACCAAGUCUGUGUCUGGUUUCUGCUUUCAAACUGCUGGUUUGUUCUAUUGCCACUGGAUAAACAAGUUGGUAAUUGUAUGAAACAGAGUUGCCUUAAGACUGAGCCAUGGCAGUGAUCAGUUUGUAUGUGCCUGUAUGUGUGCAUACACAUACACAACAGCAUCUGAAAUUCCCAGGCUAUUUGAUGUAUCCCGUUCUUCCUUAGUCUGAGGUGUGAUCAAGACUUUCUUUGUAUGUUCUUAUAUUACAGUUUUGCAUAACUGUAAAUAAUCCUAUGUUUUUCAAUCAUGAAGAAACUAAAGUUUCCACAUUUAAUAGCAAGACUUUUUCAGAAUUUGAAGUAAAUGAACUUCCCAAAUUAAUUACUCAGACUUUAAAACAUUUCACUGUAUCAGCAAUGGAUUCUUACCCACAUGAUGGGACACAUAGGCGGCAGAAUACCUGAAGGAAAUCUUUGACUACAGCUGGAAUAAAAACUCAUGAAGUCUCUGAGUAACCUCAUUGUUAUUCUGCAAACCUGAUACAAGCAGAAUUCCCUGUUGGUUCCCUUUGCAGGAGAGGGUGUUUGAACUCCCCCAAAACGGUGUCUGUAACUAACGUGGUUCCGUGUGAGUUGUGCUGGUGCUCUGUACUGUGAGGGCAGGAGUUGCUGCUUUCCUGUGACACCACCAUGUUGAACCUAUAAUAAGGUUGACAAUAAAACACGUUGAAAUUCUCAA
Taeniopygia guttata (zebra finch) is the source of this 2380-nucleotide messenger RNA. RefSeq names its product chromosome 18 C17orf75 homolog (gene C18H17orf75). Gene Ontology annotation, cellular component: trans-Golgi network. The record is from RefSeq and is a predicted model, not a curated record. Lineage: Eukaryota; Metazoa; Chordata; Aves; Passeriformes; Estrildidae.